Messenger RNA from Manduca sexta (tobacco hornworm), 1000 nucleotides. RefSeq names its product lipase 3. The annotation marks the transcript as partial. Gene Ontology annotation, biological process: lipid metabolic process. The record is from RefSeq and is a predicted model, not a curated record. Lineage: Eukaryota; Metazoa; Arthropoda; Insecta; Lepidoptera; Sphingidae. The transcript has a single exon.
CAACAGCUAACAUAAUGGUGGUCCAUUAACUCGUCACGGUCAAUAAAAUGUGAAGCACAACAAAUACGUCAAGUAUGCAGUGACGAAGAUCGGCACAGUAACGACUUAGAUUAGCCGCGACAGCCGCCAAUGUCGGUUUGCGAUAGCAAGAGCAUAAUCUUGAUUCUGUUUCAUAAUAGAAAAAAUAUUUGCUUAGCACACCUUUCAAAGUGACACAAUGCGAACGUUUGCUUUGCUAUCUUGGAUUAUGUCGUGCGGAGUUUUUGGCUUGACCUCAGUAUUUAGCGACACCGCUAAAAACAUAAUACUGAAUAAUGUUCUCAAAGCCAUAGAUACCAACGAUUUCAAUUUCAAGUGCUCUUUCGAGAUUUUGGAUAACUACACAACUAACAUAGACAAGGAAAAUAUUCACCUCAAUGUCACUCAGUUAAUAAUCAAGAACAAAUAUCCAGUAGAAGAACACCACGUAACAACAGACGAUGGUUACAUACUCACUGUCAUCAGAAUGCCGAACGAUGGACCACCAGUGUACCUGAUGCAUGGGCUCCUGUGCAGUGCUGAUGACUUCGUUACAACAAACUUACCAAACUCUAUAGCUUAUAACCUCUGGUUGGAAGGCUAUGAUGUCUGGAUCGGCAACACUAGAGGGAACAAGUAUUCGCGAAAUCAUGCAAUUUUAAAUCCAGAUACAGAUAAACUAUUCUGGGACUUUAGCUGGGAUGAAAUCGGUCGAAUAGAUCUCACUGGCAUAAUUGAUUACAUUUUAACAAAAACUGGCAUGUCCCAACUAGUUUACAUCGGUCACUCGCAAGGUACAACUGCUUAUUUUGUAAUGUGCUCUGAAAGACCCGAGUACAAUGACAAAGUGGCGCUGAUGAUCUCACUAUCUACAGUAGGAUAUAUGUCGCGCCUCAAGAGUCCCGUGAUUCGAGCGAUGAUACCAUUCAGUGAGGACUUCGAACUCUUCUCAGAAUCCAUAGGUUAUUUUGAAGUUCUUCCC